AAAAAAAAAAAACUACUUCCACGGAGGAGCCGCUGUCUCCGGGAGACGGUCCGUGGGACCACCGGGGAAUUUCAGCGAAAAGUUUGGCCGCGGGAGAGUCGAGUUUCCAGUCGCAGAAAGUGCAGUGGAAGUAGUGAGCGCCUGUGCGGUGCACCGUUAUACCUGCUGUCGCGUCUCUCCCUCCGCCUAGCGGUCCGCUGCACCGGGGACCGUUAUACGCACCUCACCCCGCUGUCCCCGGACCUGCUUCUGCCUCCACUCCACCUUUAUCCACCCUCACACACUUUAAACCUCUUUAUUCAGCCCGCUUUCAUUGAUUUACUCCCAUUAUGUCCACUUUUUUUUUAAGCCCACCACCGGACUCGGACCUGUUUCGUUGGGGGAAACGAGGCUCCCCUGGUUGUUAUUGCGGACCUCGACGGACUGGUUGUUUUUAACACUUCGAGUUGGAGAAAACAUUAGAUAUAAUUCUGCUUCAGUCAAAAGAGCUUGUGGGAAUCAUUGGUGUGUUUUUGGAGGAGAUGUAAAACUAUUGUUCGGCUUCUUUCUUGUGCUCGGAGGCAGCAGGUAGCGACCGGGACACUGUUGCUGAGCGCUGACUAAACCUGUUUUCCUGUUUUAAUUCUCGGCUUCGUGUUCAUUUCACGUGAACGACGACAUUGUCACAGUGUUUUGAGGCAGUGGACAGAUACGAGUUGUUGUGUUGAUCACGUCCUGUGCGACUCCCCUCGCCGUCGCCCUCCCAACUUAUUGUGACAGUGUUCCGGCCCCGUGUCGCUUCACGGUGUCCGGGCUCAGUGGCUGAACUCGGGGUGUGUGUGUGUGUCGGUGAGGUGUCGGCGAGGAGCUCAGCAGAAACAUGGAUGUGCUCGCGGCUCGCGGAGGUUCCGGGGGAACGAGGGACAUCUCACGCGCUGUUUGUGUGAGCAGGGCGAGCGCGUGCAGCCCAUAUAAGGACAGCGGAUCCUCUCCUGUCGCGCGCUGGGAAUCCUGAUUUCUCGCAGGACCGAGGUCGCGAUCGAACCUCAAACACUCACUUUUUCUUUUUUAUUUCUUAGUAUUUGUAUUUCCACUUCCUUUUUUUUAUCUCAACUGAAUCUGUAGAAUUAAUAGCAUUUUUUAAAAACAAUUUCUUUCAUGCGUUUUAAUUAUUUUCCUAUUCGGGGUCUCACGCACCUUAUUAUGCCGUGAAAAUAUUAUUUACGUGGUUCCAAAGUAGCCAGUAAAAUUCUCUUCAGCCCCGGAUACUUUGUUUCCACAUUCUUCCGAUCUGAAAACGCUCACUUGGCUUGAGGACUUUGAUGUUCAAAGGACUUUUUCGAGUUGUUUUUACCGCAUUUCCUUGAAUUUAACCUAUUUUUAAAAUUCAUUAUAGACUAAUUAUUAGAUCGAGAAAGUAAGGUUGCCCUGACAAAAUGUGCUGUCCAUCAAACUCAGCCAUGCACGUGUGUUUGUGCCUCCCCGUGUUGCUUUAAGGAACUGGGGCAAUGCUGGGAAUUCGGUGUUAUUCUUUUUUUAAACGAGCCUGUAGAAUUAAAAAAGGGAAGAAGCGGAUAGUUUCUGUGGUGCUAAAAACAGUCGGAUCCGUGGGAGGCACAAUGCGUCCAAAUGUGUGCUCUGGUGCGCUUUAGGUGUCGUGUGAAUUUUCUGGGAGUGAUUUUGAAGAGUGACAUGUUUUUUCCUUUUGUUUUUGAUGCAAACCAAUGAUCUUCACCGUCAUUUCGUUUCUGUCAUUCUUUGCGUUUUUGUCCCUGGAGUGCGUGUGCGCUGCUUCACAUGCACAAGGAGUGGACACACCUCAGCUAACGGUCCUGCUGUCAAGUGACUAACUACAGUAAUGUGGUGGAGGCGGGCUCAGAAUCAGAUGAUGAGGACAAGCUGCACAUUGUGGAGGAGGAAAGUAGCCUGGCGGAUGGGGCCGACUGCGACAGCACCCUGCCAGAUGAUGAGCUCCCAAGGGACCACUGCUGGGACCGAGUGAAGGAGGAUUGUGUGUCGGAUGGAGAGGACAAUGUGAGCACGGACGCCCUGGUGGAGGAGAUGCUCCAGCAAGGAGACACAGCCGUCAUCUACCCAGAAGCCCCGGAAGAUGAGCCGCAACGACAGGGCACGCCUGAUGCCAGCAUCCACGAUGAGAACGGAACUCCGGAUUCCUUCUCCCAGCUGCUCACCUGCCCUUACUGCACUCGCGGCUACAAGCGUUACAGCUCCCUGAAGGAGCACAUCAAAUACCGACACGAGAAGACAGAGGAGAGCUUCAACUGCCCCGAGUGCAGCUACAGCUUCGCUUACCGUGCGCAACUGGAGAGGCAUAUGACAGUCCACAAGGGCGGACGGGAUCAGAGACACAUCACGCAGUCGGGCGGCAAUCGUAAAUUCAAGUGCACUGAAUGUGGCAAAGCAUUUAAAUACAAGCAUCAUCUGAAGGAGCACCUACGCAUCCACAGCGGAGAGAAACCCUACGAGUGCUCCAACUGCAAAAAGAGGUUCUCCCACUCAGGUUCAUACAGCUCCCACAUCAGCAGUAAGAAGUGCAUCAGCGUCAUCUCAGUUAACGGCAGACCACGCUCGGGGAACACCAAAACCCAGACCCAGGGUCCAUCACCAGUGCUGCCCACACCACCCUCAGUCCUCCGCACCCAGAUCAGGGAGAAGCUGGAGCACAGCAAGCCCCUGCAGGAGCAGCUGCCCCUCAAUCAGAUCAAGACUGAGCCUGUGGACUACGAGUACAAGCCGACAAUGAUCACGUCCCAGACUGCCAUGAACGCGGUUUUCAACGGAGGUGCUGCUGCUCCUCUGGGUACAGUGCAGGCCGUAGUCUUGCCGACUAUGGGGCUGAUGUCGCCCAUCAGCAUCAACCUGGCAGACCUGCAGAAUGCUCUCAAAGUAGCAGUGGACAGCAAUGUCAUUCGUCAGGUGCUCGAAAACAAUGCCAAAAGCCAGGGGCAGAUGAACUCGGGGUUAACCACUGGAAUACUCCACCCUCAGCAGCAGCAACUCAUCUCAGCCAUUAGUCUGCCUAUUGUGGGUCAGGAUGGAAAUGCAAAAAUCAUCAUCAACUACAGCUUGGACCAGGGCCAGCUCACAGCCCAAAACCUGAAGAAAGAGCCUGGGCCAGAUUCACCAGCUCACACCACCACUGACACUUUCAAGUCCCAGAAACUCCCAGAAGAUCUUACGAUCAGAGGCACCAGGUCCAUUGAGACAAAAGAAAAAGAGGAAAAGACCACUAAAACUUGUCUCCUGUGUGAUAACUGUCCCGGUGGGCUGGAAGCCCUCCAUGCCCUCAAGCACUGCAAGAAGGAUUGUCUCAGGCUGAAUGGAGCAGGCCUGGGAAAGUCUGAGUCUGCUGUUGCAGCCCUGCUGUCAGAGGGAGGACUCUGCAACCAGCCCAAGAACCUCUUGUCCCUGCUCAAGGCCUACUUUGCCUUAAAUGCAGAGCCCACUAAGGAUGAGCUGGCCAAGAUCUCUGACUCAGUGAGCCUGCCAGUCCAUGUGGUUAAGAAGUGGUUUGACAAAAUGCAGGAGGGUCAAAUAUCACUGGGUGCCCCGACACCUCCCUCAGAGGAAGAGGAUACCUGUGAAGCAAACAGUGUGGUCUCUCUGGUCCCAGGCAAGGACACAUCCACUAUGAGCCCUGCUGUGAGCCAGGACAGCCCUACAGAAGCCACCCCAGCAGAGACAAAUGGUGAUCACAGCUUUCCGGCAUCAUCACUCAACGUGAGAGCUGGCGGUCCAGUACCGGCCCAGACCCCUCAGAGCACAGAGGGACCCCUAGACCUAUCGCUGCCAAAGCCCUCCAGAGAGGAAGCAGAGAGAAUGGUGGCUAAAGCCAGCAUGUACCCCUCUCCCUCCUCUUGCUUGACCAAUGAGGAAGAACCCCUAAACUUAACUUGCACAAAGAAAGAGGCAUCGCCACUCUCAGUCAUGGGCACCACUCCCAUCGCACUGUACGCCAGCCAGACAAGUGCCAAACCCCUCGACAUUGUGACCACGAUGCAAUGCCUCAGGGCUCUAGCCACCAAUAACAAACAGACUAUCCUGAUCCCCCAGCUGGCUUACACCUAUACCACUACAGCAAACAGCCCUGCAGGAACCGAGAUGCACGAAACCAUCCACCUCAACGGAGUGAAGGAGGAGAGACAGGACACAUACUCGGAGGGCGUAUCUACUGUGGAGGAGCAGAAUGACUCAGACUCAGGCCCUCAGAGGAAGAAGAUGAAGAAGACGGAGAGCGGCAUGUACGCCUGCGACCUGUGCGACAAGAUCUUCCAGAAGAGCAGCUCGCUGCUGAGACACAAAUAUGAACACACAGGGAAGCGACCUCACGAGUGCGGCAUCUGCAGCAAGGCUUUCAAACACAAACACCACUUGAUUGAACACAUGCGGCUACACUCGGGGGAGAAGCCGUACCAGUGCGACAAGUGCGGCAAGCGCUUCUCCCACUCGGGCUCCUACUCCCAGCACAUGAACCACCGCUACUCCUACUGCAAGAAGGAGACACAGAACCAAGGAGGAGACCGGGAGAGCCCAGAGGAGGAUGGCGAGGCCCCGGUCGAGAUGGAGGCCCUGAACCACGUGCAGAUGCAGCACAUGGCCCCUCUCCAGCUGGAUUUGGAUGAGCGAGGAAGCAGCACAAGGGAGGACGAGGAGAGCGAGGAAGAGGAGGAGGAGGAGGAGGAAGGUGUGGUAGACAUGAAUGACAUCAAGGUAGUGCAGAUAGGAGAAGAGGAGGAAGAAGAAGAGGAGCAAGAGCAAGGGAACGAGGAGGAGAUUGAGAGAGUAAUGGUGGGAGGAGAAGGAGAGGAAGAGAAAUCAGAGAAAGAAAUGAAACCUGAGGAAGUGGAGGCUGACACGAGGCAGGAGGAGCUCACGGGCACUCAGGAGGAGGAGGAAGUCAAGAUGGAGGAAGAGGAGGUGAUGGAUACAGAAGGAGGGGUGACGGAAGAGGGGAAUGCAGAGGGAGAGGUCAGAGAGGAGAGCGGAGUCGAAACAAACAGGAACACGGGUUCUGAAGACGAGAACCAGACGCCGCAGGAGGAAGGAGAUACUGACUAAAAGAGGAACCAGACUCCUCCAUGAAACACAAUCAGAUUCCUCCUCUCCUCGUGCAGAGGAAGAAUGCAGGAGAUGAUGUCUGGUCACCCUGACAGUUUGUUUCAGUUCACUACUGUGUAGAAAUCCAGGUGUGCCUGAAAAAAAUACUAGUGACUUUUCCACAGGAGAGCAAUUUCUCACUGUUAGAAAAAUCCAUUUGUAAAGAAAAAGAUGAAGACGAAAUUUUAACAAAGGAAAUGCAUUAUACAGACUUUGGAAGCUAGAGCCGACAUGUUUUAGAUAAUGUUUUAUUACUAAAACACCUUGGGUCAUUUCUUUUUAUCAGUGUUACUAAUUUUAUCACUCAUAUUUUAACCUUUAAAAGCUGUACAGUUGGGAGAUAUUUCUAUACCUUUUUAUUGCCAAUGAACAAAAAAAAGUCAGUAUUUUAUUAAGUUGGAAGGAAAAUGAGAAAAAUCCUGUGCACUACACGUGGCUUGGUUUACCUUUGGAUUAAGCAGUUGAGUUGUGUUGUCUACCCUUCAGUAUUACCGCACUAGAUAUACCACAUCAUCCCGCUAGCAGAUGUUAGCAUUACUUUUUUUGUGUGUGUGUUAUUUAGAUCGGAAUGUGAGCCUUAAGAAGAAAAACAAUGGAAGAUGGACGGGUCUUUUCACUUUUGUUCCUUUUAAGACGUUUAGACACAUUGUUGUCAAAGUAUCUAUCAGUGUUUUACAGGAAUAGUUUGACAUAUUGGGAAAUAUGCUUGUCCGCUUGGUUCGUGAGAGUGAGAUGUACAGAUUGAUACCAAUCUCGUGCCUGUACGGUAAAUGGCCUGUCACGAACCUUAGCUUGGCAUAGCGUAGCAUGAAAACCAGAACAUUAGGGAAAUAUGUUAUUUCCCUCCAGUCCAGUAGUUGGCAGUAAUACACCUGUAACCUGGUUUGCCAAAUGCUAUUGAAACCCAAAUGAUGACGAAGGAAAAAAAGCUAGUGAUGGAGCCUGGUUAGCUUGUUUCCUGCUGAUUGCAGCAUUCAUGCUAACUCAAACUAGCCACCCCCCGGCUGUACCUUGGUAUUUACCGUGCAGAUAUGGUCGCGGUAUCUUGUUGUCUCAGGUCUUACCGUGAAAGCAAAUGAGCGUAACACCCUAAAUGUCAAGCUAUUUUUUUAAAUGUUCAGAGUGAGCAGAAAGGAGAUGUAGAAAACUUUCUGACCCUUUCUUUACCCCUCCCUAUAACCCCCUACCCAGCACCCACCUGAGGCUUAUGCAAAAAAGAAUCAAACUAAAACAAGAGAAACAUGCAAAUCAGAAGUGCCACAGAAUAUUGCUGCCGAAGCUUCGCAGGUAUGAUCAGACCUGAGCGAGCAGAAUUUAGCCGACGACAUAAUCAUGUACCAUAGACUCUAGAUGACUUGUUUUUAUUUCUAUGCCGAGCGACUACAUGAAUUACGAUGCACAUGUUUUCAAAACGGAUGAUGAUGAUGAAGUAUGAUUUCCACUUGUUAACUGUGUCCUGCCUUUUUCAAAGCUUAUUCAGUGCACUUGUUUAACACACCACGAAACGCUCAAACGUCUCUUCAGGUAACAAAAUGUAGGCAAAUCCCAGGAGUUUAAUUCAACAAAGUUUUUACCUGUCAGUAUUAUUUUUGUCUCUUAUGUUGUUUUAUGUUCUGUUCAGUGUGUGUACUGUACGUUUCCAGCAAUGGCAGUAUUAUCCCCACCCCCCCAAAUGAGAUGGUAAUGUCUGUUUAGUCAUAGAGAACUUUUAUAUUUAUGUGUCUUAUUUUUUAUAUUUCUUUAUGGUUAUUUAUUACACUAUGUAGUGUACAAUACUGUAGUUUGUAUUAAUACGAUAAUAUAUUUUAGUAUGGAAAAAAAAAAGAUUCAAAGGCAACUACAGCUACAAGCCUGGAAAACGAGACUCCGGCAUACUGAAGUAUGUUUUACGAACAAACAAAAUUAUGUUUUUCCUCGGGAAAAGAAACCCGCACCCUGCAAGCCUGAAAAUUGGAACCUGUGACCUUUCUGCAUCCAUUCUCAUGUUAGUUUAGUUUUCUUUCCCCCUCUCUAAUAUAAUGCUACUGAACUUUUGAGAAAAAAAACUAAUUGUAUGUCUAAUAGCAUGAGUGUGUGCUGUUGUAUUGAAGGAUGAUGCUUAACCACACAAACUGUCCUUUUUGCCAAGCCAAAAUAAUAAUGACGUAUGUUCUUAUGUUUUUAUUUGUGCCAAUUUGUUACUUUAUAUGUCAGUGUCAAGACCACACCCACUUUUAUAUGCCCCCCGCCCCUUUUAACACCCUCAUCUUUUUUUUAUAAUGAUUGUUUUUGUUUUUUUGUUUUAGUUCAUUUUUUAUGACUCCCCAUCUCACAAUAAAAUACAUCAAUUACAAGCUGCUCAGUUUGUGAUGCUAUUUUUAUUAAGAGAUUUUAAAGUCCUAUAAUAAUAGGUUGCUCACACUGUAACAUUCAAGUAAAUAUUAUGAUAAAAAAUUUAACAAGGGACCAUUUAUAAAAAAAACUGAACGGGAUGAGACUGGGAUCGAACUGCCAACCUUCUGGUUAGUGAACAACCCUCUCUUCCUCAUGAGGCCCAGCUAAGUGUGUAACAGGUAGACAGACACUACAGGGUCUGAAAUCGGCUCUAAACAUAAGCAGUGUCACUGUUACACUGUUGAUGCCUUUGGCUGCGAAUGACUCUGACCAACUUAAGGUAUAAAUAUUUGUUCAUGCAUGGUCCAUAAAACACAUACAUUUAGCUCCUGUACAGUCUAAUACAAUCCAGUUCAACUGUUCUGCCACGACAUGCUGUCGUACAGGUGUCAUUUCAGUCAGUGGUGGGAUGUAACUUUUACGUAGUUACUGUACUUAAGUACAUUUAUCAUGUAUUUGUACCUUACUGAAAUAGAUUUGUUUCCAGGUACUUUUCACUUGUACUCCACUACUCAUAUCUGCAAAUAUCUGCACUUUCUG
Hippoglossus stenolepis (Pacific halibut) is the source of this 8010-nucleotide messenger RNA. It is a transcript of the gene zeb1b, whose product is annotated as zinc finger E-box binding homeobox 1b. Gene Ontology annotation, biological process: anatomical structure development; regulation of transcription by RNA polymerase II. The transcript has 8 exons. The coding region runs from base 2041 to 5058 and encodes 1005 amino acids. The record is from RefSeq and is a predicted model, not a curated record. Lineage: Eukaryota; Metazoa; Chordata; Actinopteri; Pleuronectiformes; Pleuronectidae. Gene Ontology annotation, molecular function: RNA polymerase II cis-regulatory region sequence-specific DNA binding; DNA-binding transcription factor activity, RNA polymerase II-specific.